Messenger RNA from Planococcus citri (citrus mealybug), 860 nucleotides. RefSeq lists its product as uncharacterized. Bases 133 to 555 code for a protein of 140 amino acids. The record is from RefSeq and is a predicted model, not a curated record. The transcript has 5 exons. Lineage: Eukaryota; Metazoa; Arthropoda; Insecta; Hemiptera; Pseudococcidae.
CUCACAUCAGUGGCACCUAAAUAAUGCAACAGUAUUUCUGCGUCGUGACAACUUUUUGUUUCUGUGUUACGUACAGUGUUUUCAACGACUGAAUUUCAUAUCUCGGUCAUCGGUGUUUCAAAAUUUAAGAAAAUGAUGCAACAUUUAUCUGUUUUACUCAUAAUACUGAUUGCGUUUUCAGCAUAUUGUUUUGGAGUAAUGAUCCCUUAUCAAAAUGCAACUACGAUCUAUUAUUCCAAGAAUGAAAACCUCACUAUUACUUGUACUGGUACAGAUGAAAUCAUGUGGAAACGCGCCAAUAACGAGACUGGUAGUUACGCAGUAAUUACGCAAACCCCACGCAGAAAAAUCCUUCAAAUAAAAAACGCUUCAUUGGUUAACGCUGGGAUUCACCUAUGUUAUUCAGCAACGAACAGCAGCGACUUGAUGGGCAUUUUUCUUUUUCCUGAUACUAAAUCCUUUUACGAAGGUAGAAAGCCAAUAAGAUUUCCACAACUUAACCUGACUGCUCAAUCGAUGAAUGGAGAAUAUGAUCUUGAAUUCUUGAAUUAUUAACACCUUUAACUGGAUAAUCUAAAACUAUGCCAUAAUGUUAUGUUUAAUCUAGGUCUAAUAAUACCUAAAUAAAUAUUCGAGUGUAAAAUCUCUAAAUCAUACAUCAAUUUACUUAACUAUGUACCUAUGUUAAAACUAAAGAAUCUGCUUAUGACCUCAUUUUUCAACUAAUCUAGUUGUCUUGCCAAAAAAUAUGAAUUUGAAAAAUAGGUACUCAUGUGUUGGGUGGGUACUAAGGAGUAUAGACAGUGUAGAGGAAGACCGGGAACUGGAAAGAUGAAAAUCUUGAAGCUUUUCCUUUAUAG